Molecule: messenger RNA, 1095 nt
Organism: Orbilia oligospora ATCC 24927
Lineage: Eukaryota; Fungi; Ascomycota; Orbiliomycetes; Orbiliales; Orbiliaceae
Exons: 2
Coding region: 1-1095 (364 amino acids)
Molecular function (GO): protein binding
Source: RefSeq, a predicted model, not a curated record
AUGUCCCUCCAAGCGUACCAUUCACGUAUGCCUUCUUACGCAGACAUCCUUAACUCGGAUGUCUUCAACUUCCUCAUCGGUCCAUCCCGGACCCGGUUUGGCAUUCACAAAUGCCUCCUAGCCGCCCAUUCCGAUGUCCUUAAGCGCAUACUCGACAGCCAUAUGCGCGAAGUAACGGCCAAUGAGAUGGUCCUUGAAGAAGUCGAGGAAGACUGCUUCGCUUGUUUCUCGGAGUAUCUCUACACGGGCAAAUACCCUGUACCUCGUCCUCGAGAACUCUAUCCGGGCAAUUUAGGAAAGGGGCUAGCCGGUCUUGUUGGUGGAAUGAGCGGAGACAUGAGCGACUCCGAAUCCUACAGAAAGAAGUCUGCUGCCGCCGCCGCGGCCACUACUACAACAAAGAAGAAGCAGAGCCGUGGGUUCGCUGGAUUUGGAGGUGGUGGUGAACUUUCCCCCGUUCGUCCGGGUAGUCCCGCGGGUCCUGGCGGGAGUCCGUAUAAAUCUACAACUCAUGACUUUACAAAUGUCUUCAUUACCCUCGCGGGUCUCUACGUUCUCGCUGAGAAGUACAAUAUUCAAUACCUCAAACACCUGGCUCUGAGCGAUUUGAGCAACCAGCUAAAGUAUAGCUUUGAGCUUAUCCCGACACGGAGAGGGGAUAUUGUUGAGUUGAUACGGUACACGUAUAAUAACACGUACGAACCAAAACAAGAUCCAAGGGCAAAGGAGUCAAAGGAGGAAGGAUUGAGGAGCCUCGUCAGCAACUAUGCUGCACUCAAUCUCAACGGAUUGAGGGCCAGGAGAGGGCUGGGACUUGGAAGCACAAAUGGAGCACCACCACCGGAUGAAGAAGGGGACUAUGGUGGUUUCGAUGAAUUGAUCGCAGAUGGCGGAGACUUUAUUAAGGAUCUCGUCAGGAAAGUUGCGAUCGAUGAAGAUGAAAAUAGAAGGUAUGGAAAUAGUUUGUUGGAUAUUCCGGCAUACUUUGAGGGACCAUACGGUGGCGGUGCUGGUUAUGACAGAGCAAUGAUGUAUGGAGGAUUCGUGUCGAGGAUGGACGACAAAGUCGGUAGCGACAGUGGAUGGCCAUUCUGA